UUGAAGAAUUACAACAGAGCACCCAAAAGUCUACCAACGAAAAAACGCACCAAAGAUAACGACGGUGUCUCUCUCUCUCUGUUCGCUUUGUUCAGUGAGAUCAACAUGAACCCCAUGUCGGUUUGCUCCUCCUCCUCCUCGUCGUCGUCUGGGUCUUGGAGCAGCACCAAGGCAUGGAUUGUCCACGGAAUCGUCGCCGGAGUUGCAAUUGCGGUGGCAAUUGGCGCCAGGGUUUACUUGGGUCCGCCAAAGAAGUUUCGGAGCCGGGUCGUCGGCAUCAUCCCCGCCCGUUUCGAUUCUUCACGUUUCCAGGGCAAGCCUCUCGUUCAGAUCCUCGGAAAGCCCAUGAUCCAGAGAACAUGGGAAAGGGCAAAACUGGCAACUACACUGGAUCAUGUUGUUGUUGCGACAGACGAUGAGAAGAUUCGAGAAUGUUGUCGCAGUUUUGGAGCUGAUGUCAUAAUGACCUCAGAAUCCUGCAGGAAUGGUACUGAGCGUUGUUCUGAAGCUAUUCAAAAGCUUGAGAAGAAGUAUGAUAUAGUUGUCAAUAUUCAGGGGGAUGAGCCUCUUAUUGAACCUGAGAUAAUAGAUGGAAUUGUUAAAGCUUUGCAGGAAGCCCCAGAUGCAGUGUUUAGCACUGCGGUCACAUCAUUAAAACUUGAAGACGCAUUUGAUCCGAAUCGAGUGAAAUGUGUGGUUGACAAUUCUGGUUAUGCCAUCUAUUUUUCAAGGGGGUUGAUUCCAUUUAACAAGUCAGGCAAGGCCAAUCCACAGUUUCCCUAUAUGCUUCAUCUAGGAAUUCAGAGCUAUGAUACAGGGUUCCUAAAAAUAUAUCCUCAGCUUGAACCUACUCCUUUGCAACUAGAAGAGGAUCUGGAGCAGCUUAAAGUCCUUGAAAAUGGGUAUAAGAUGAAGGUGAUCAAGGUUGACCAUGAGGCUCAUGGUGUUGACGCCCCAGAAGAUGUUGAGAAGAUAGAAUCUCUAAUGCUCCAGAGGAACUUGUCUUAGAAAUUCCUAGUUUGUGGUAUAUCAGACCAUUAAAAAGCAAGUAAAUCUUCCAUAGACCCACACUUAAUGAUUAGAGUUACUAAGCUCUUACAAAUUCCCCUGUAUAUUAAAAGUGAUUUGUUUCUGAGUCAUUCCUUGUAGGGUUUUUUCCCCCCCAUUGUUUGCUCUCCAUAGCCGAAAGUUUAGAGUUGUAUGUUAUUUAUGAGUUGUAUUCUAAUUUUGUUUUCUGCCCCUGAUUAUCAUGUGCAUCAGUAUGUAUUCUAUGUCUAUGUGUCAUAAUAGAAGGAUUAAUUUUGUUCACAUUUA
This is a messenger RNA of Prunus persica (peach), 1314 nucleotides long. RefSeq names its product 3-deoxy-manno-octulosonate cytidylyltransferase, mitochondrial. Lineage: Eukaryota; Viridiplantae; Streptophyta; Magnoliopsida; Rosales; Rosaceae. The transcript has 8 exons. Gene Ontology annotation, cellular component: cytosol. The coding region runs from base 106 to 1008 and encodes 300 amino acids. Gene Ontology annotation, molecular function: 3-deoxy-manno-octulosonate cytidylyltransferase activity. The record is from RefSeq and is a predicted model, not a curated record.